This is a messenger RNA of Ruditapes philippinarum (Manila clam), 1418 nucleotides long. RefSeq lists its product as uncharacterized. The record is from RefSeq and is a predicted model, not a curated record. NCBI's taxonomy places the organism in Eukaryota, Metazoa, Mollusca, Bivalvia, Venerida, Veneridae. The coding region runs from base 58 to 1260 and encodes 400 amino acids. The transcript has 12 exons.
UGAGGAGUGUUUAAUGGUGCCGUGGAUAUACAGACUCCACGUUAUACACGUGAUCACAUGGCUGCACGUGGCGGGAUUGUACAUCUUCCUCCUGCUCAAUUGUCUCAGCACGAGCUUAAUAUGCUCAAAGACCUUACUGUGAUAACUCAUGCUCAAACCCCCAGGAGAGAGGGUGUUAGUGUACCUGAACAAUAUCUAGAGAAGUUAAAUUACUCUAUAGAGUUCAUCAAGACAAAACAGGAGACUCUACAAGAUCACAUGCAAGAGCUUCAAAAUGAGAAGAUUCACUUGAUGGCCAGUAUGGCAAAACAACUUGACCGAGAUAUUGUGAGAUUAGACUAUAAAACUAAAGGUGGUAAAAAGAAGAAAAAGGACGAAGAUGACAACAAUAGUCCAAAGAAAAAGAAGAAGAAGAAAUCUGAGGAACCGGACUAUGAGACAAUGGGGGCAAUGGGUGUCCCGAAGAAUUUUAUGCCGCAGCGAGCGUCGGACAUUACUGAUGAGGUGAUAGUUAGUAGGAUGGAUGAUAAGAUGUUGAAAAAGGUAAAGAAGGAUCCAACUGUAAAAAAUCUACAGAUACAGAUAAGCAGAGAUAUUGAGAAAUUAAAACAUUUUGAUGAGCGCGUUGCCCAGAUAGAAGAUGAGAAAGAUCUCGUAGGUUUGUACUGUAUGGAUUAUUAUUUCAAUGAGCAAGAUGAAUCGAUGCCGCCCUACGCCUUCCGUCGCCAACAGAGUCGCCUGUAUCAGAAACUUCAUCCAGAUCCUGAUGUUGAAAUGAAUACAGAGGAAGUAGAGGCAGCCCUCCAGCAGAUUAACAACAAACUACUGUCAGAGAAAGAAUUCCAGUAUAUAUACUUUAUACUUGACUUACCUAAGAGGGAAAAGAUUAACUUCCGCUUGUUUAGCAUCAUUGCUGCAUUAUCAGAGAAAGUCACUCAGAUGGAUCCAGUUAUCAGGAAGUUAAUCAAUAAAGUGGACUAUAACGCCCUGGAUGUCAAGAUGGAAAAAAGCAAGGAAUUGUUUGAACUAUUACAAGAUGAGACAGUGUUACCUAUAGGCAAUGCUCCGGCAGAGACAUUAGCUGUAGAACUGACAGCUGGUGGUCUUACACCGGAACAUACCAGUUAUGUUUUGAGUAAAUUCAACAGAGAGGGAAGAGGUUUCGUAGAUUUUCUCGACUUUGUGACAUAUGUUCCAUUGUUUAUAGAUAUACACAAAAGGAUUAUACAAGACCCCUUCAAUGACAGUCUGGAUGUGUAGAAUAAUGUGUAAUAGCUGUUAUCCGGAACUCAGCAAAUGUGGGUUUUUCCCAGCUAAUCUGUCGGUACAAACAGACUUUUAUUGUUAAGCUCCAGUAUGUUACUCUACCUGUUAAUUAAUAUAUUAGUCAACCUGUUGCACUUUUUUUCGAAGCUGUA